This is a messenger RNA of Lytechinus pictus (painted urchin), 2718 nucleotides long. Its product is annotated as DNA excision repair protein ERCC-1-like. The record is from RefSeq and is a predicted model, not a curated record. Gene Ontology annotation, cellular component: nucleus; ERCC4-ERCC1 complex; nucleotide-excision repair factor 1 complex. NCBI's taxonomy places the organism in Eukaryota, Metazoa, Echinodermata, Echinoidea, Temnopleuroida, Toxopneustidae. Gene Ontology annotation, biological process: mitotic recombination; UV-damage excision repair. Gene Ontology annotation, molecular function: single-stranded DNA binding; damaged DNA binding. The transcript has 6 exons. Bases 1 to 537 code for a protein of 178 amino acids.
AUGAUGCAUUGUCUAAUAGGGAGCCAUUGUAAAUUAUGUAACGGGGUCAGGAGGUGUGUCACAGCGGACUUCCAAGACGGGCAGUCCAAUUCUGGAGGCGCUGGAGAUGAUUUAAGUGGGUCGCUGAAAGACCCUCAUCAUUCAGUGAAGGAACUGGCCCGGCUAGCAAUACUUACUGACUGUACACUCAUGCUAGCUUGGAAUGCUGAGGAAGCAGGGAGGUACCUGGAGACAUACAAAGCUUACGAGAACAAACCAGCCGAUGCCCUAAAGGAGAAAGUGGAACAGAACCAUAUCUCCAAAAUGACAGAUUGUCUAACAACAGUGAAGUCGGUGAAUAAGACAGAUGUUACCACACUGCUAGCCAAUUGCAGGACAUUUGAGAAGAUUGUUGAAUCAAGCAAAGAAGAAUUGGCUUUACUACCAGGAUUUGGACCUCAAAAGGCACAGAGACUGAGUAGUAUCUUUACUGAGCCAUUCUUGCGGAGGAACAAGAGGAGAAAGGUUCAAAAUGAAGAAGAAAAUGGGGACGGCUAAGAAAGAAAAUCUUCUAGGUACCGUACCCCUGAGAUGAGCAGAUGCAUGUAUUGAUCUUCACUGAGCCCUUCUUACAGAGGAAAAACGUAAAGAAACUCCUGAUUGGAGAAGAAAAUGGAGAGUGCUAAGGAAGCAAAUCUUCUCAGUGUGUUGAUAUGAUUGACAGGUGCAUAUACAGAGCCACUAGCGGAUCCAGGGGGGGACACAGCCGGCCUGUGCCCCCCCCCCCCCCCUUGAGAAGCAAAAUUAAAAUUUGUAAUGUAAAAAUGCCAUUAAAACAGAAGUGUGACCCCCCUUUUGAAAGUGAAGACCUUUUUUCUUUUCUUUUUUUUUUGCUUGUCAAAUUUUUUCUUAAUUUUUGGUUAAAAAACCUUUUUUUUUUUUUUGGGGGGGGGGGUUCUUUUUAAAUCCUGGAUCCGCCCCUGUACAGCAUUUUCACUUUGCACUUCUUAUUAUAGAGAAGACUGGCAAAGCAAAUAUUCUAAUUGUGUUCUGAAGAUGGAUAGGUGCAUAUACAGAGCAGUAUCUUCACUUUGAACUUCUUAUGGAGUAACCAGCCCUUACAAAGGAACAAGACAAGGAAAGUCCAUAAUGAAGAAUAUAGAGAAGACUGGCAGAGCAAAUAUUCUAAGUGUGUCCUUAAGAUGGAUAGGUGCAUAUACAGAGUAGUAUCAUCACUUUGCACUUAUUAUGGAGUAACCAGCCCUUACAAAGGAACAAUUUAAGAAAAGUUCAUAAUGAAAAAAAUAGAGAACAUUGACAGAGCAAAUCUUCCAAGUGUGCCCUUAAGAUGGAUAGGUGCAAGAACAGAGUUAGUAUCUUCAUUUUGCGCUUCCUGUGGGGGAAUAAGCCCUUCUUAAGAAGGAACAGAAGGAAAGUCCAUAAUGAAGACUGAGGAAGCAAUUCUUGCAGAUGUUCUGAAAUUGAUGAUAUGUGUAUAUUGAGUAUUAUAUUCACUGAGCCUUUUUUUUUCUAUGGAAGAACACCAGAAGAAGUUCAAAUUAAAGAAGAAAAUGGGGAGAGCUAAAUGAAUUUGCUUGUACUGUGAACAUGGAAAGGCCUGCACUUAAAGGGAUGGUCCAGGCUGGAGAUAUUUAUAUCUCAAUAGAGGAAAAUUCACAAAGCAAAAUGCUGAAAAUUUGAUCAAAAUAGGAUAACAAAUAACAAAGUUAUUGAAUUUAAAAAAUUUGCAUUAUUUCGGUGAAACAGUUCUAGGCAUGUCUUUAUGAAUAUUCAUUAGGUGGGCUGAUGAUGUCAUAUCCCCACUUGAUCUUUUGUAUUUUAUUAUAUGAAAUUAGGUUUAUUCAAAAAAUUUCUACCAACAACUAAAACGAUUGGAUUGACAACUGAUUAAGUGCAUUAGUUAUUCAUUGCUGCAACUUAUUUCAUCAUAAUGGAGACACAUCAUUUACACAUGUAUGAAGAAAUUAAACAUUUAUUAUUUCAUGUAAUAACAUAAGAAAAAGGAAAGUGGGGAUGUGUCAUCAACAGCCCACCUAAUGAAUAUUCAUGACGAUGUGUAUAUAAAUGUUUUCACAAAAUAUUGAUGAACUUUAAAAUUCAAUAACUGAUUUUGAUUUUCAGCAUUUUUCUCUGUGAAUUUUACUCUUUAUUUAGAUAUAAAUAUUUUCAGCCUGGACCAUCCCUUUAAAAUGAUCCAAUAUAAUUUGGUGUACAGUUGCCCAUCUGUUCUCUAAUUGUAUGAAGCAGAUAUUGGAACCAUGUCACAACCAAGCAAUCAAAACUAUUGACGUCUGAAGAAAAUGACCCUAUUAGAAUGAAAACUUGUUCUCACAUAACUAGUGAAAGAUGAAUAUUGAUUCAAUCUAGCAAAGAAAGCAAGUUUCAUGGCUCAGAUGAAAGGGCUUCUUGACUAUCUGCUCUAGUUAUGAGCUCCCGUUACAACAAACUAUAAAAAUAUUUUCCUCCAAAGUUGAUAUGUAACCUAAUUCUUUGUCCUCUUGAGAAAAAGACAAUCCAUAAUAUCAAGCUUUGCUUGGUCAACUAUGUGGAAUGCAUAUACCUCCAAUUUCUUUAAUUAUAAGAAAUGAGAUUUCUCUUAGCCAAAUGCAACCCAAAAUUGUCAUGGAUGUGUCAUUGAAAAUUGAAUGAUUCAUUUAUCUCUUGAGAACUAUAUUUGUAAAUGAUUUGAUAUCAAAGAUUAAAUAGUUUUAUAUAGUU